UUUUUUUUUUUUGAAAAUGCUUUUCUCGAGAAUUGCUCGCUCUAUUCCUAUCCGCCGUGCUUUUUAUACCACAGAAGCUCCUUCUGGUUUAACUGAGGGAGAAAAACUUAUUUUCACUAAACUUUCAGAAGCAUUGAACCCUCAUAAACUUCAAGUAGCCGAUGUGUCAGGUGGGUGUGGAUCCAUGUAUGCUAUCAACAUUGCUGCAAAGAAAUUCGAAGGCACAAGCAUUGUUAAACAACAUAGAAUGGUCAAUGAGAUUUUGAAAGAGGAAAUCAAGGGUAUGCAUGGUUUACAGCUCAAGACCUCUGCUAAAUAAAUAAAUAAACU
This is a messenger RNA of Gilbertella persicaria, 330 nucleotides long. RefSeq names its product bola protein. The coding region runs from base 17 to 319 and encodes 100 amino acids. The transcript has 3 exons. NCBI's taxonomy places the organism in Eukaryota, Fungi, Mucoromycota, Mucoromycetes, Mucorales, Choanephoraceae. The record is from RefSeq and is a predicted model, not a curated record.